CGGUUGUUGUUCUAGGCGAACAGCUAACUGGAAAAGAGCGCGAAAUUGCAUAAUAUCAGAAUAUUAAGAUGUGAGGGUGGGGAUGGACUUUGGAAGCGGCAAUGAACUCUCGUCACGUUCACGCUUCAGCUGCUUUUGUUCCAAGGGCUACGAGGGCGCUUUUCUCCUCCUCCCCUCGCCUCUUCUUGAAUCGCACUCCUUAUACUCUAUCCACUCUCAAUCACUUCAACAUUGGAUUUCUGAAGAAGAAUCUUCAUCAUAAUCGUUGUUGUUGCUACAGAUUCAAUAGAAGCGUAGCCGAGCUGAGGAGUCCCGACCUCGUCGCCUUAGAGUAUGCUGAGCUCAACCUCAAGGAGAGAGUCGGCGAGGUGGGUCACGUCCGAAUCCGGCAACAUGUGAACCCUCUCAGUGCUUCCCUCACGAUCCCAGUACAAGUUCCAAACUGGAAUGAAGUCUACGGAGACUCCAUGCUGCCGCUUAUGGUGGAUAUUGGUAGUGGUAAACACUUUCUAUUUUGUCCUUCUCUUUCCUUUUCAGUCUCCAAUUUCUAGAGUAGAGUUAGGCUCUAAUUUUUAUGUUCUAUUAUAUGAGUUCUAUUUGCUUUCGACACAUUCUGUGGGUUGAGACUAUGAUGCUCCUGAGAGGAAAAGAACAAAUAAA
Telopea speciosissima is the source of this 660-nucleotide messenger RNA. RefSeq lists its product as uncharacterized. The transcript has 3 exons. Bases 102 to 551 code for a protein of 149 amino acids. Gene Ontology annotation, molecular function: tRNA (guanine(46)-N7)-methyltransferase activity. Lineage: Eukaryota; Viridiplantae; Streptophyta; Magnoliopsida; Proteales; Proteaceae. Gene Ontology annotation, cellular component: tRNA methyltransferase complex. Gene Ontology annotation, biological process: RNA (guanine-N7)-methylation; tRNA methylation. The record is from RefSeq and is a predicted model, not a curated record.